UUGAAAGGAGCUAUACAGAGCCUGUCUGAUGAGAUCAAACCUAAUGCCCCACCUGUAUCAGCUAGUCCUAGUUAUAGGAAGAGCCUUGCACUUAGCUUGUUUUAUAAGUUUUAUCUUCAAGCUCUUGGUAUUUCUAAUGUUAAUCCACUCUACCAGUCAGCAGCUAUGCCUUAUGUGCGUCCAGUGUCCCAAGGUACCCAGUCAUACAGUACUGAUCCCAGCAAGUAUCCUGUUAAUGAGCCUCUGCCUAAACUGACUGCUACUUUACAGGCUUCAGGUGAGGCAGAAUAUACUACCGACAUUCCACAUCGCCCUGAAGAACUGGCUGCAGCAUUUGUACUAACUACUCAAGGCAAUGCAAAAAUUUUGUCAAUGGACACUACAGCAGCAAUGUCAAUGGAAGGAGCUGUAGCAAUUGUUUCUGCUAAGGACAUUCCAAAGAAUGGAAAUAAUGAUUUCAUGCAUGCCUUAGGUGGUUACCCUGAAUUGGUAUUUGCUACUGAUGUAUCAGAUUAUGCUGGUCAAGCAGUUGGACUAGCACUGGCUGAUACUCAAGAACAUGCACUGAAAAUGGCCAAAGCUGUAACUCUUACUUACCAGAGUCUAGGGAAACAGAUACUCACCAUACAAGAUGCUAUUGAUGCCAAAUCUUUCUAUGACGAGCAACCUAAUGUAACUGUUGGAGAUGCUGAUGGUGCUAUCAAAGGGUCGGAUCAUGUUGUUACUGGUGACAUUUCAUGUGAAACACAGUAUCAUUUUACAAUGGAGACUCAAACCUCAUUUGUAAUCCCAGAAGAUGAUGGUUAUACAGUGUAUAGUUCAAGCCAGUGGGCAUGGUUUGCACAGCUUGCUGUUGCUAGUGUGCUUGGUAUACCAGACAACAAAGUUACAGUAAUGAUUAAACGAGUUGGUGGUGCUUAUGGAGCUAAAAGUAGUCAUUCUGCUCUUGUAGCAGCUGCUUGCACUCUAGCUGCUAGUAUCACUAGAAGGCCAGUGAGGUUGCAUAUGGACCUUGAAACUAACAUGAAAAUGAUUGGGAAAAGAUAUCCUUACUAUGCAAAAUACACUGUUGGUUGCAGUAAGGAAGGAAUAUUAAAUGGAAUAAAAAUUGACGUUUAUAGUAAUUCUGGUUGCACAGAUAAUGAAAGUUACUUGUCUUCUGUACUUCACUGUAUUGACAACACAUACAAGUGUCAAAACUGGUUAUUGAAUGGAACUUCAUGUAAGACCAAUACUCCCAGUAAUGUUUCUACAAGAGCUCCAGGUCGUCUUCCUGCUAUAUUCAUCAUUGGAUCUAUUAUGGAUAAUGUUGCUCGCACUAUUGGCAUGAGUGUUGAAAAAGUUAAAGAAGCAAACUUGUACAAGAAAGGAGACGUCUCAUAUGUUUCAAAUGAGCCUUUGACAUAUUGUAACAUUGGUGAGCUCUGGCAACAGAUAAGCACCUCUGCUGAUGUUGAAAAUAGGAGCAAACAAAUCUCAGACUAUAAUAAAGCUAACAGGUGGAGGAAAAGGGGAAUGUCUAUGGUUCCCUUAAGAUAUGGUAUAUACUUGGGUGGAUCUUACACAGUAAUGGUUAGUAUAUAUACUGGUGAUGGAUCUGUGUCUGUUGUACAUGGUGGGGUUGAAAUAGGACAAGGAAUAAACACAAAGGUUGCACAAGUCACUGCUAGUACUCUUGGUAUUCCAUUGAGUUUAGUUAAUGUUUUGCCUACCAAUUCAUUCACUAGUCCUAAUGGAGGUCCAACUGCAGGAAGCACAACCAGUGAAUUAAAUUGCUUGGGUGCUUUAAAUGCUUGUAAAUCACUUAAGGCAAGACUUGAUAAAGUGAAAGAGGAACUGAUAGCCAGUGGAGUCUCAGAUCCAAGCUGGCUUCAAAUUGUACAAAAAGCUUUUUCUAGUGGUGUUGAUCUUUCAGAGAAAUAUCAUUUGCAUGGAGUUUCUGACUAUUAUAAUUCGUAUGGAGUGACUGUGGCUGAAGUUGAAGUUGAUGUAUUAACUGGAGAAACUGAAAUAUUGAGAGUUGACAUUUUGUAUGAUUGUGGACAAAGCAUUAAUCCUGAGAUUGAUAUUGGACAAGUAGAAGGUGCCUUUGUCAUGGGGCUAGGUUAUUUCUUAACAGAGAAAGUUAUUUAUGAUACUGAUACUGGAGCUUUACUAACACACAACACAUGGGAAUACAAGCCACCUACUACUAAAGAUAUUCCAAUUGAUUUUAGAAUUGAGCUACUCAAGAAUGCACCAAAUCCUACUGGAGUGCUUGGCUCUAAAGCUGUUGGUGAGCCACCAUUGUGCAUGAGUAGUGCUGCUUUAUAUGCUGUAAAGAGAGCUAUUGAAAGUGCUAGACAUGAUGCUGGUGAAGACCAACCAUUUACUUUGUCUGCUCCAGCUACUGUUGAAGUAACCCAGCAAGCCUGUCUUGUUGAUUCAUCAAAAUUCGUAUUUUAGCUACGCUGUAGUAUGAACCUGUCUUUUGAACAUUAAUUUUAUUUUUAUUAUAUUUGUAAGCAAUAUCUGUAUGUGGUGGACUGGCUCCUUAUUUGUGUAUGUACAAAAAAUGGAAUUUAUUUCAUAGGGUUGCUUGCUUUGAUUUUUAUUUCUAAAAUUGCUGUGUAGAUAAUCACACAUGUAGUGAAA
This is a messenger RNA of Amphimedon queenslandica, 2634 nucleotides long. Its product is annotated as xanthine dehydrogenase/oxidase-like. Gene Ontology annotation, molecular function: iron ion binding; oxidoreductase activity. The transcript is spliced from 23 exons. Bases 166 to 2445 code for a protein of 759 amino acids. NCBI's taxonomy places the organism in Eukaryota, Metazoa, Porifera, Demospongiae, Haplosclerida, Niphatidae. The record is from RefSeq and is a predicted model, not a curated record.